CCCGCCCUUCCUUCCGCCCGCGAGGCGCCGGUGUCGCCAUGAGCCAGCCCGCGCUACAGGGUGGCCGGCGCCUGGAGGCCACGUUCGUGUCGGACGAGGAUGUGCUGCGACACAUCUCGGAGGACGCGGGUGCUAAAGUGAAAAGGGACCGAGCCCCGCACGUACUGGGCCCGAGGAGGCUCGUGAGGAAGCUCGAGAGCAUUUCGGAUGAGGAGGAGCAGGAGGUCCUGGAAGAGCAGAGCUACGUGGCCGUGCUGGGGGCAGGCGCCCAAGAUUCCUGCAGUAAUGGCCCCCGGGCAGGUGGUGGUGAAGUUUACUCCUUCCAGACUCCAAAGCGCUCCGGCAAGAUGGCAGAGCUGGCCUCCGAACUAGCCCAGACCCCAGGGAAAAAUGUAACAUUCAGUCGCUCGAGCAGUCCUGAGAAGAUUACCAGCUCUCCUCCAAGCAACAAAAAGCAUUCUGCUUCAAAUAAAGCCCAGUUGAAGAGUAAAAAGAAUGAAUAUGUAUCCACAACGCCUUACAGGCUCAGGAAGAGACUUGCAGUUCCAGACUUUCAUUCAGAAAGUGAGAGUGAAUAUUCUGCCUCAUGCUCUGAGGAAGAGGAAGAGGCCUCCAAAGAAACCAGUGAUGAAGUAUUGGACCGAAAGACCCCAGCUAAAAGCAGAGUAGUUUCCACCCCAUCUGUGAAGAAAACACCAGCCAAGAAGCUGAAGGGAGAUAAAACUAGCAGCCUGGUGGAAGAGUACUUUGAAGCCCACAGUAGUUCCAGAGUUGUAACCUCUGAUCGAACCCUUCAGAAGCUGCAUAGCAGGAAACUAGAUCAGCAAACUCUGCGUGACCUCUUGAGUAAGGCUCCCCCUACAUUUGGUGCUGAAAUGAAAGAGUUAAGUCAACAGUACGAAUCCCUGUUUUCCAAAUGGAUGUUGCAUUUACACCUGGGGUUCAAUAUUUUGCUUUAUGGACUGGGCUCAAAGAGAGAUUUGUUAGAGAAGUUUCGUACCUCUUUGCUUCAAGAUUCAGUUCACCUUGUGGUCAAUGGUUUCUUCCCCAGCAUCACUGUGAAAUCAGUUCUGAGCUCCAUAACAGAAGAGGUGCUGGACCAUGUGGGGACUUUCCGGAGCCCUCUGGACCAAUUAGACUUCAUUAUGAAAAAAUUUAAAGAAGAUUCUUCCUUGGAGCUCUAUCUCCUCAUCCAUAACUUGGACAGCCAGAUGUUGAGAGGAGACAAAAGCCAACAAAUUCUUGCCCAGUUAUCCUCCCUGCCCAGCGUCUACCUCAUUGCCUCCAUUGAUCACAUCAACGCUCCACUCAUGUGGGAUCAGGCCAAACAAAGCCUCUAUAACUGGCUUUGGUAUGAAACGACCACAUACAGUCCCUAUCUGGAAGAAACAUCCUAUGAAAACUCACUCUUGGUGCAGCAAUCAGGGUCCUUGGCAUUGAGCUCUCUCACACAUGUCCUGCGCAGUCUCACUCCCAAUGCAAGGGGGAUAUUCAGACUGCUGGCCCAGUACCAGCUGGAGAACCAGGAUAAUCCCUCUUACCCAGGGCUCUCCUUCCAAGACUUCUACCAGCAAUGCCGGGAGGCCUUUCUUGUGAACAGUGACCUCACUCUCAGGGCUCAGCUGACAGAAUUCAGGGACCACAAGCUCAUUCGAACCAAGCGGGGAGUCGAUGGAGUGGAGUAUUUAUUAAUUCCUGUAGAAGUUGGAACCUUGAUGGAUUUCUUAGGAAAAGAGGAUGAAGAUGUGUGACACACCUCUCCAAUCCCAAACCAUCUAUGCUAAAUGCUUUCCAGUUGUCUGCACACCAGUCACAUGGAUGGGCUUCCAGUGCAUGAAGAGGCCAAGACUUAGAAUACCUAAGAAACCAAGCUGAACCAGGCGAGUCAAGCGGGGUAGAAUACAAGUAGGCUUGGGAAUUGUGGGUAAUUUGUUAAAUCUUUUACCUGUGCUGGACACUGACAAGAGGACUGAGGUUUUUCCAAACUCCAGAUCUCUAUUGAAAAUUGUGAAUUAGCAGAACUGUAGCCUUUUAAAUGAUUAGUAGUUGGAGAAUCUAAAUGUUUACUUUUCCUGCUUCAUGGAAUGUACAGAAGACUGUGGUGUGUGGUUUGUUUUUUAUUUGCUUGUUUUUACAAAGAACAAGAAUGUCCCCUCCCUGAUAUUCCUGAAAGAUUCCUUCCAAGUAUUACAUACUGAGAGCCAUCCUAGCCUUGAGUUAGAGAAGGAAGAGAGCUAAAACCUUGACAGCUUUUUCCAAGUAUUUUUCAGGCAAUUGGGAUAACUUAAAACUGUUAAUUUCUGUCAGGGUGAAUAACAUCUACUGACGUUUUAUAAGGUUUCUCUUGCAGGUGUGUGUCCAUAAAAUGCCAGUCCUCUAUAGUGCCUUCUAAGAAAACCAGAGACAAACCCUGGAUUUCUUGUACAUAAGGAAAAAUGUGUCUGGCACAAGGUGAACAGGGGAGCAUGUUGGACAUUGUUCAGCCCUUCCUUUUACAUCCUAAAGAAACAAAUAUGGGCAUAAAUGUAACCUUUUCCCCCUUUGUUUGUCACUAUUAGGCCUUGCAGUUCCAUCACCUACAUGAAAUUAUCUGCCAGCCAGACAUCAGAGCCACUUGAACUCUUGGUGCCUAAUUAUAUUGCAUCCAUGUUUAAGAUUUGACCUCUGAGUUACCAAAAAUGUUGAUAAAUAAAUGGCUUUAUUCACUUUU
Messenger RNA from Alligator sinensis (Chinese alligator), 2710 nucleotides. It is a transcript of the gene ORC2, whose product is annotated as origin recognition complex subunit 2. Gene Ontology annotation, molecular function: DNA replication origin binding. The coding region runs from base 39 to 1751 and encodes 570 amino acids. Gene Ontology annotation, cellular component: nuclear origin of replication recognition complex; nucleus. The record is from RefSeq and is a predicted model, not a curated record. The transcript is spliced from 17 exons. NCBI's taxonomy places the organism in Eukaryota, Metazoa, Chordata, Crocodylia, Alligatoridae. Gene Ontology annotation, biological process: DNA replication.